Messenger RNA from Bicyclus anynana (squinting bush brown), 1763 nucleotides. Its product is annotated as zinc carboxypeptidase A 1-like. The record is from RefSeq and is a predicted model, not a curated record. Lineage: Eukaryota; Metazoa; Arthropoda; Insecta; Lepidoptera; Nymphalidae. Gene Ontology annotation, molecular function: zinc ion binding; phosphatidylinositol-4,5-bisphosphate phospholipase C activity; metallocarboxypeptidase activity. Bases 64 to 1068 code for a protein of 334 amino acids. The transcript has 4 exons. Gene Ontology annotation, biological process: proteolysis; lipid metabolic process; intracellular signal transduction.
AGUGACUAAAUUGCUAUUGGUUUUCUUUACAGAUGCAAGUACUUAAGACCGUGCUUUAAGCAUAUGUUAAAAACCUUGUUACAACCGGACGAGGAUCCCUGUAUCGAAAAUGUUGCAAUAGGUGCCAGCACUGUCACAAUAUUGCUGAAAGCUUUAAGUGAGUUCUGUGGAAGUGUUAUCAAAGUGUACAGUGAUAAAACAACCUACGAAGGCAGAAAUUUAUAUGAGGUGGUGAUAAACAGUUCCCAGGCAAAGAACUCAAACACCGAGGACAAACCUGUCAUUCUGCUGGAAGCAGGCCAAGACGGCGGCACGGGACCUAUAGCGCUGGCACUGUAUAUCAUUGAGCAACUGGUGGCUUGUGGUGAACACAAACAUAUGAUCCAGAAAGUUCGAUGGGUUAUACUGCCUUCAACCAAUCCGGAUGGUCAAGAAUAUGCAAGGACUAAACGCGAACCCUGGAAGAAGAAUUUCAGUCCUAAUGGCAAAGAUGUUACAGCUAACGGCGUAGAUAUAACAAGGAACUUCGAUGAUUCAUGGGGGCAAUGCCCUCCUAUUAUACUCAAUAAUGCUUUUUCACAAGACUACUCUGGUCCUAAAGCAGGAUCAGAGACGGAAACUUCUUUUGUAACUGACAUCUUCGCGAAAUAUAGAACCAAAAUAAGAACUUAUGUCUCAAUCAGACGGGAUGGUCAUGCAUUAUUGUACCCAUUAGCUACCCGAAAUGUUUCUAUACCGUCAAUAGACCAAGUCAGCAAAAGAGCUGGUCAGAUAGCUGCAAAAGUGAAUCAGAGAGCAGGGGGGAUUCAGUGGUUUCUCAAUCAAAGUAUCUUCGUUAUGAAUGGUAAAGCACAUUGUGGACAUAGCGUGGACUUAGCGUAUAACAAGUAUGGAAUUAAGUACGCGUUUGAGAUGCGUGUCUUUCCCGAAACUGACAAUCGCAUUAUGUCGAAGUUUCAGUCUCUUCCGAAGGGCCACGAAGUAUCACUGAGGACCGGCUAUUUUAGUGGAAUCAGAGAGUUGUUCAAUUUGGUAGUUAAUGAUAAGAAUGUAUCACCGCACCCAUAAGUAUUUACGUAACACGUACUCAAGUAAAUAGGUCACUUAAUGCAUUUUGCAAGAACGAUUCGUUAUUAAAGUCUGCAAACGAAAUAUUUCAAUUGGGUCAAAAUUGUAUAGUUGUGUUGGCAUCUGUUAAGAUACAAUCUUUACUACAUAAUGGUAUAUCUAUGAUGUAGGAGUCACUUUUCCACUUUUCAGUAGGAUGUCGGUCAUGCGCAUUGGGGGCUGUGGAGGACGCCUGCGCCAGGGGUGGUGCCUGAGUCCGUUCAGCCCGCUAGCACUUCGUAGUCAGCCGAGGCGGCGGAAACACGUCUUCUCCGAACUCCUCUGAACACCUGCACUCCUAGUACCGCGAUAACUCUGCCGCCUCUCGCGUUCAAAACAUAAUAUUUUCCUUCGUUCGUUUUUUUUAUAAUUCCACUACUAUUUAAUUUCUUUAAAUUAUUUUUGGAGUGAUUUUAAGUUUUUUCGUUUUUUUUUUCAAAUAAAAAAUUUUUACUGCCAAAAAUACGUUUUGAUUGUUUUUCGUAAAAUUUGAUUUUUUAUGUGAACAAAAUAAAUCGACGAUGCUGAAUGCCAGAGGGUCGUGCAGUCGCUACCUUUUAUCGGUAAGUAAUUUUAGUAUGUUGGUCAUUUUAGGAGGUCUCAAGAGCUGUGGGGUUCCGAAGAAAUAAAACUUCGGUUGGUUCUCUCGCACCGGA